This is a messenger RNA of Planococcus citri (citrus mealybug), 893 nucleotides long. It is a transcript of the gene Prosbeta6, whose product is annotated as proteasome beta6 subunit. The record is from RefSeq and is a predicted model, not a curated record. NCBI's taxonomy places the organism in Eukaryota, Metazoa, Arthropoda, Insecta, Hemiptera, Pseudococcidae. The transcript is spliced from 4 exons. Gene Ontology annotation, cellular component: proteasome core complex. Bases 122 to 811 code for a protein of 229 amino acids.
AUGAAUAAACAAAAAUUUCGCCGAGCGAUGCGAUGAGAUAGCAGAUUGAAUUUUUCAAAUUUGUGUUCGGAUCAAGAUUUCUAUUUUCAAACUCGUUUAACACUUUGGAAAAUUUUAUAAAAUGUCUAUCGCUACAAUGCCUGAUCACGGUGUGAAGACCCACGAACCCAGAUUCAAUCCGUACGACGAUAAUGGAGGGAGCGUUGUAGCCGUUGGAGGCGACAAUUUUGUAAUUAUUGCUUCCGAUACUCGACUAAGUACCGGAUACAGCAUUUAUACCCGAUACCAAUCGAAAGUUUUCAAAUUGUCAGAUAUCGCUGCUUUAGGCUGUGCUGGUUGCUGGAGCGAUGUGUUGACGUUAACACGUCUUUUAAAUGCUAGAAUGCAAAUGUACUUGCACGAACACAAUAAAGAAAUGACCACUCCGGCUCUUGCUCAAAUGCUUUCUACUAUGUUAUACUAUAAACGAUUUUUCCCGUAUUACGUAUCGAACAUUUUAGCCGGAUUGGAGAGCGAUGGUUCUGGAUGGGUAUACAGUUACGAUCCCAUCGGUAACAUGGAACGUAGCAAAUUUAGCGCCGGAGGUUCGAGUGGAGCCUUAUUGCAACCGCUGUUGGAUAAUCAGCUGGGUUUUAAAAAUAUGGAAAACGUCGAUGAUCGAUCAAUAAGUUUGGAGAAAGCCUUGGCGGUUGUUCGAGAUGUGUUUAUUUCAGCUGCUGAACGUGAUAUUUAUACUGGGGAUAAGAUUCACGUCACCGUAAUCACGAAAGAAGGAAUAAAAGAAGAUACUUUGGAAUUGAGAAAGGAUUGAAAAGUUUUAUACGAAAAAUCGUUUCGUUAUUUUGUACAAUUUAAAUGGUUUAAUAUAACGUAUUAUUUCUAUUUCUUUAAAA